AUGCAUACUAUCUACCUGGCAACUCUGGCGCUCGCCAGCCGCGCCCUCGCUCACGGCGGCGACCACAGCCAGAAGCCCAUCGUAGACGACAACGCCGACUGGAUGACCAAGCACAUGGCUGAGGAGCACCACAUGGAGGGCUGGGACGCCGCAUCCUUCUUCACCCUACACGAUUACAAUAGCGACGGCGUUUGGCAAGGCGACGAGAUCCUCCGCACAUACGGCCUCUUCGAUGAGUCGAACCGCCACGUCUCCGAGGAGAAGCGCUUCGACAUACUCCACAACCUCAUGGAACUGUUGGACGCCAACCAUGACGGUCAUGUCGAUCGCGACGAGUGGAACGACUUCAUCCAUAGCGGCAAGACGCUUCCGGAUGUGGGCAUGGGCCCGGGACAUCACGGUGAUGACGAGUACGAGUACGAGAUCCACCAUUGGGAGAAGUACCAUGACGAGAACACCAAGCUCGAAGAUCUGACGCACCCCGAGGACAUUGAGCACUUCAAGAAGCACGAGCAAAUGGAGGACGAGCAGGAGAGGUUAGAGCAGCUCGAUCAUAUGGCCGUCGUGGAGGACAACAUCCCGCAAAUGUUUCGGCGAUCAUAG
Messenger RNA from Colletotrichum spaethianum, 603 nucleotides. RefSeq names its product putative carboxylesterase 120. Gene Ontology annotation, molecular function: calcium ion binding. The transcript has 3 exons. Gene Ontology annotation, cellular component: extracellular exosome; endoplasmic reticulum-Golgi intermediate compartment. The coding region runs from base 1 to 603 and encodes 200 amino acids. Lineage: Eukaryota; Fungi; Ascomycota; Sordariomycetes; Glomerellales; Glomerellaceae. The record is from RefSeq and is a predicted model, not a curated record.